This is a messenger RNA of Scleropages formosus (Asian bonytongue), 2795 nucleotides long. RefSeq names its product olfactomedin 1a (gene olfm1a). Gene Ontology annotation, biological process: signal transduction. The coding region runs from base 446 to 1819 and encodes 457 amino acids. The transcript is spliced from 6 exons. The record is from RefSeq and is a predicted model, not a curated record. NCBI's taxonomy places the organism in Eukaryota, Metazoa, Chordata, Actinopteri, Osteoglossiformes, Osteoglossidae.
CAUCCGGUUUCAGCACCGUGGCUAGCCGCUGCGCUGCCGAACCUUUCGCUCUCGUUGGCGCGUCUUCCUCCCUCAGUGAGAAGCAAACUUCUGACAAAAGCGGCGUAUUCGUCUCGCUCCCCCCCCCAGUGGUCUCACUGCGGUCGUCCUCUCUCAUGCAGAUGUCCGGCAGACGAAGCGGCACUUAUUAGAGCAGAGCGGGAGAAAAGGGUCUCCGGCGCCGAGAAACUGGGAGGGAUGCGAUAAAUAUGCAAAGUGACAGCUCCGCAAGCCACACUGCCUGCUCGCUUUUCUUUGGGCGCUGAAAGGCUGCGGUUCGAGGACUGCUACGACUCGAGACCUGGGGUCUGCGCCGGACCAGACUCGGAGUCGGAGACCGCCGAGAGAGAGGGCAGGCAAGACGAUCUGCAUGUGACUGCGCUGGUCCACGCAUCGGAGGCAAGAGAUGCAGCCCGCAAGCAAGCUCCUGAGUCUCACCCUCCUCGUGUUGAUGGGCACAGAACUCACCCAAGUGCUGCCAGCGAACCCCGAGGAGUCGUGGCAAGUGUACAGCUCAGCCCAGGACAGCGAGGGGAGGUGUAUCUGCACCGUGGUGGCCCCCCAGCAGACCAUGUGCUCACGAGAUGCAAGGACCAAACAGCUGAGGCAGCUGCUGGAGAAAGUCCAGAACAUGACACAGUCCAUCCAGGUCCUGGACCAGCGAACCCAGAGGGACCUGCAGUACGUGGAGAAGAUGGAAAACCAGCUACGAGGUCUGGAGUCCAAAUUCCGACAGGUGGAGGAAAGCCACAAGCAGAACAUUGCCAAGCAAUAUAAGGCAAUAAAAGCGAAAAUGGAGGAACUUAGGCCAUUGAUACCAGUGUUGGAGGAGUACAAGGCCGAUGCCAAAUUGGUAUUACAGUUUAAAGAGGAAGUCCAGAAUCUGACGUCAGUUCUAAACGAACUUCAGGAGGAGAUGGGAGCCUAUGACUACGAGGAGCUACAGAACAGAGUGUCAAAUCUUGAGGAGAGGCUCCGAGCAUGCAUGCAAAAAUUAGCUUGCGGCAAGUUGACAGGAAUAAGUGAACCUGUCACCAUCAAGACCUCUGGGUCAAGGUUUGGUUCAUGGAUGACGGACCCUCUGGCACCUGAGGGAGAUACCAGGGUGUGGUAUAUGGAUGGCUACCAUAACAACCGCUUUGUGCGGGAAUACAAGUCCAUGGCGGAUUUCAUGACGUCUGACAAUUUCACCUCGCACCGGCUGCCCCACCCUUGGUCCGGCACAGGGCAGGUGGUCUACAACGGCUCCAUCUAUUUCAACAAGUUUCAGAGUCACAUCAUCAUCAAGUUCGAUUUCAAGACCUCCUCCAUCAGCAAGUCACGCCCACUGGAUUAUGCUGGCUACAACAACAUGUACCACUACUCCUGGGGUGGUCACUCAGACAUUGAUCUGAUGGUGGAUGAGGGUGGCCUGUGGGCCGUGUAUGCCACCAAUCAGAAUGCGGGAAAUAUUGUCAUCAGCAAGUUGAACCCCAACACUCUGCAGAUCAUCAAGAGUUGGACCACCAACCACCCCAAGAGGAGUGCUGGCGAGGCGUUCAUGAUCUGCGGUACACUCUACGUUACCAAUGGCUACUCUGGGGGCACCAAGGUCUACUAUGCUUUCCACACCAACUCCUCCACUUACGAGUACAUCGACAUACCAUUCCAGAACAAGUACUCACACAUCUCCAUGCUGGACUACAACCCGAAGGACAGAGCCCUUUAUGCGUGGAACAAUGGCCACCAGGUGCUGUACAAUGUCACCUUGUUCCAUGUCAUCCGCUCUGAUGAGCUGUAAUCGCCUACUUAAAAGACAUUCUGUAUCACAUGAUGCUUAAACGUGGUGGAUAUAUGCUACAGAAAAGUAGAAUGACAGCAUAAAAAUAACUAUUUACAAAGAGUAUAGUAUGUAUAAAGUGAAUAUAGAAAAUAAGGACAGCUGCCAAAAGGUCACGCCUUUCUUUUUUAGAAGCAAAUACUAACCUAUGGGAUUCUAACGGCGACUGUGUUUCUGGAGCUUUACCUCUUCUUCUGACCAUUGUGUCGCACGUUAAUUGUGGAGUCUGAUCUUUGGAACUGGAUUAUUCUUGGUCCAGAUGGAUGGGCUGGUGAGUCUCGUGCGCAAAGGAACACAAUGUUACAAAUGCAAAUCCCAUCAUAUCCUUUUUAACAAUUGAAAUAUACAUAUAAAUAAAUAAAUAAAUAUAUAUAUAUAUAAAACAUCAGUUUAAAAAAAAUGAAGGCAAUGACUGUUGGAAGCAACCUGAUUACAGUUUAGUCUUUGUGAUUGUAUGUGGAUCUCUUAUUUACAUCUUUUUGCAUGGGCAUUUUAUAUCACUGCGGUCCACUCUUCUGGAUGUAUUUUGCGAUAUUAUGCUGUAUAACUAAAAGGGGCUAGUUUAGCAACAUGGGGGGGUUAUAUUUAUUUGUUCUUUUUUAAUUUUUCUGCUUUCAUUUUAUUGGUUUUGUAACUAUCACAUUAGCGUUGGUAUUGAUAUAACUGUGCUUAUUCUGUCUUUGUUAGGUUGGACUGUGCUGAAAGAAUCUAUCUAGAUCAUAUCUUUGUCUAGCAAAAAUUAUCACAAGAGAAUGUAUCAAGCAAUGUAUUUAUGAGACAAUGAUGUAUACAUUGUUCUCUUUCAACUUGACUUCACAAGUCUGCUGUCUAUGUUUCCUAGCAGAGAUAAGUGGUGGCAUCUUUCUCUGUUGUGCUUUUCUGGAUGUGUUGUACCUGCAAUGAGAUAGUUUGUAUUAAUAAAAAGAGGAUUGUUGUU